UCCGACUAAAUGUUCCGUUCCACAAUAAAUAAGUUUCUCCAAAAAUCAGAUUUCUGGGGAUUUUGGGUUGCUGUAAAUAAAUACGGAGUAAUGUAAUCUAUGCAUCCUGUCCCGGCGCUAAGACCAAGACAGCAUAGAAUGACCUUUAUGUUCCUUCCACUUUAUUUGCCCUUUUUCAUUCUCCACUUUCCAGUUUCCAACUUCUUUCCUUUCAUUUUCACUUUGAAACUCUUUAACAAAAAAAGUACCAAUAAAUUACCCAUUUCAUUGUGUUUUGCUUGUGCAUAAAUCUGUCGCCAACAGAGAGAAAAUGGAUAAAAUGAUAGAGAAAGCAAAAGAAGAAUUACAGAUGCUUGAAACCCUUCAUCCUCAUCGCUUUGAUUACCUUAAAACUGAGCUUAAAUCCUUCAUUUCUCUCCUCCAAUCCCAAAUUCUCCCUGAAUAUUUGCCUACUACUUCAUCUGCCACCACCCAAGCAUCAACAAGCAUGAAGAGGAAAAGGGAAAGUGAUGGUAAGAGAGUAGUGAAAAGGAAGAGAGACAGGGUUGAUGUGGUUCUUGAGAAGGCUCAAGCUUGUUUGCUUAAGAUUCAGGAGUUUAAAUUUAGUUCUAUUUGCUGAUUAAAUACUAAUUUAUUAAAGUGCUUAAGCUUAAUUUGUUACAUUUUGUAUAGGGUCUUUGUGACUAGUUUGUGUAUGCUACAAUUUGUUCUUUGUUGGGUUAUCUCUUAUCUGAGUGGUCA
Molecule: messenger RNA, 741 nt
Organism: Spinacia oleracea (spinach)
Lineage: Eukaryota; Viridiplantae; Streptophyta; Magnoliopsida; Caryophyllales; Amaranthaceae
Exons: 2
Coding region: 311-619 (102 amino acids)
Source: RefSeq, a predicted model, not a curated record